Molecule: messenger RNA, 1681 nt
Organism: Thamnophis sirtalis
Lineage: Eukaryota; Metazoa; Chordata; Lepidosauria; Squamata; Natricidae
Source: RefSeq, a predicted model, not a curated record
UAGAAAGGAAUAACAAUGCGCGAGCUGAGAUCAGAGCGUUUCACUUCCGCGACAGGUCUUCUGCUGGGCUGCCCCUCACGGCGUAACUUCUCUGUUUCCCGCUCCCCUCUCCCGUUUCUUCCUCAGAGAGACAACCCACCUCCUCCUCCAGGGUUUAUUAUGCAGAAGGACCUGAACCCCCAUAUGCCACCGCAUCAUCAGCCUGCCCAUCCGGAUUACAAUAUGUACACACGGCAACCGUGCCCGCAACCUUGUCAACCAACCCAACCGUAUUCUUUUCGACCGUCGCUCUAUCAGCCACAGCAACCUCCUCUGGCCCCUCCUACUUCGACCUCCUACCCUACCUCUAACCCCCCUUACAUGCCCUCUAACCCUGCCGGUGCCAUGCCUCCCCCCUUAUAUCCCUCCCAGCCCCAGGCCUCUCCAACCAGCUUGAAUCCGAGUUCUUCUCUUCCCGCUCCUCCUCCCCCUACUUCCGGUGCCUCCUUCCAGCAUGGCCGGCCAGGAGCGCCACCAUCUUCUCUGCCGUCGUACGCGUUGCCUCCUGGACCAACAGAGUAUCAUUAUUUACAAGACCAAGCCAGUUUCCUGCAAGGUCCUCAGAACGGCUGGAACGAUCCCCCUGCUCUGAGCAGAGCCGGGAAGAAGAAAAAGGUGCCUGAUAGCUUCUUGCCUCCUGUUCCCAUCACGGCCCCCAUCAUGAGUCCUUUGUCGGACCCACAAGCUCAGCUGCAGCAGCCUCCCACUUCGGCCCCACCUCCGACUCAGGUUCCCUUCCAGCCUUCUCAUCUGCCUCCAGGCCAGCCAGGGUUACAGAACCCCUUCCAGAAUGUUCCACCGCCAGGGGUCCAGACAAUCAUGACUCCAUCCGUAUCGGCGUCUAGCAUGGAAGGAGCACCGGGCGCUCCGACAGGAAACGCCAUGCAGCACAUGCAGUCCCUGCCCACGGAGAAGAUAACCAAAAAGCCCAUUCCUGAGGAACACCUUAUCCUAAAGACCACUUUUGAAGCUUUGAUCCAGAAAUGUCUCUCUUCAGCUACCGAUCCGCAAACCAAGAGGAAAUUAGAUGAUGCCAACAAACGCCUGGAGUUUCUGUACGAUAAGCUUAGAGAUCAGACGCUCUCUCCGAUGAUAAUCAAUGGUUUGCACAACAUCGCCAGGAGCAUUGAAACCCGUAACUACGCCGAGGGGCUGAACAUCCACACCCACAUCGUCACCACAAGCAACUUCAGCGAAACGUCCGCUUUCAUGCCCGUGCUGAAAGUAGUCCUCACUCAAGCCAACAAGCUUGGAGUCUAAAGGGGGCUUCGGCGGAAGUCCCGGAGCUGUGGAAGGGUGCAUGACGUGCUCCACAUCCUGUCCCUUAGAGCAUGAUGCGGUAGAGAGAGCAAGUCCCGGCAGGGUCCCUGCCAGAGGAGCUUCACUUUAGAAGGGCUCGUGAGCUCUGGUGCUUAUUCCUUUCUCUUCUCUUUUAUUAUUCCUACCUACAGAUAACUGUAUUUAAUUAUGCCACCCCCUCCAUAUCGUCCAUUUUAAAUGCAUGGUAUCUGCUGCUUUGAAAGUGGCUUUUAAAUACUGUAAAGAGAGAGGAUGAGGCAGCCGUCGUCAAAAGAAAAAAAGAAAAAAACCCUUCCUUCCACAAGUCUCAUUAUCAACCAAUUAAAAGUUCCAGAUUCUAUUU